UGAAGCUCAUCACCAUCAUCAUCACUACCGCCACCACGCUGCUGCUGAGGGCCCGGUCCACCUCUUCAGCCACGCUGGGGGUGGUGCAGACUGAAGGGGGGCUGGUGGAGGGGGAGAACAUCAGGAUGGGGUUUUUUCAUUCUGUCGACGUUUUUAAAGGAAUUCCAUUUGCUGACGUCCCAGGAAGGUGGGAGAAACCCAAACCCCACCCAGGAUGGAGUGGAAUUCUGAAAGCAACAAAAUACAGAGAGCGCUGUCUGCAGGUGACUCUGCUGCAGAUGGGAACGCACGGCAGCGAAGACUGUCUCUACCUCAAUGUGUUUGUUCCACAGGGACGCAAAGUGUCGACUGGCCUUCCCGUCAUGGUGUACAUCUUUGGUGGUGCCUUCCUUUUGGGGGCUUCAAAUGACGUUGAGGUCCUGGGGAACUCUCUGUAUGAUGGGAAGGAAAUGGCCGACAGGGGCGGGGUCAUCGUCAUCACGGUGAACUACCGGGUUGGAACACUGGGUUUCCUGAGCACCGGCGAUUCCAGGAUCCCAGGUAAUUACGGCCUCUGGGACCAACAUGCAGCCAUCUCCUGGGUCCACAGGAACGUCGAAGCCUUUGGUGGUCACCGUGACAGUAUCACCAUCUUUGGCCAAUCAGCUGGGGCCGCCAGCGUCAACUUCCAGAUGCUCUCCCCCUACAGUAAAGGGUUGUUCUGCAGAGUGAUCUCCCAGUGUGGCGUGGCCCUGGCCCCCUGGGCCCUGCAGGCAAAGCCCAUGGCCGUUACCAAAAAGAUUGCCCGGAAAGUCGGCUGUAGUACCACCAACGAAGAAGAGAUGCUGCUGUGUCUGAAGAUGAGCGAUCCGGCUGGGUUGGCCAUGGCCGGCAAAAUCAACCUGCUCCUGCUGGGAAAGGGUCCAGUUUUCUACCUUCUAGAACAUGCUCCAGUGAUAGACGGUGAUUUUAUUCCUGACCACCCGAGUCGGUUGUUCCACAACGCGGCAGAGGUGGACUUCUUAGCCGGAGUUAACAGUAUGGACGGCCACCUGUUUGCUGGGGUUGAUGUACCAUCCAUCAACAGGAAACGCAUCCCCACCACCAUUGAGCAGGUGAAGAAGCUCCUGGCUGGACUGACCAAAGAGAAGGGAGCAGCAGCAGUCCAAACGGCCUACAAUACCUACUCUGCCCACUGGGGGUCCCAACCACAACAGGAAGUGGUUAAGAAGACGGUUGCCGACUUGGAGACGGACUACCUCUUCCUGGUACCUACUCAGACAGCCCUCCAUCUCCAUGCCAACCACUCCAGUGGAGCCCGUACCUACUCCUACCUGUUCAACAUGAAGACUCGUAUCCCAGGAUUCCCCAGGUGGGUGGAGGCGGAGCAUGCAGAGGAUGUGCAGUAUCUAUUCGGUAAACCUUUCGACAUGCCACUGCUCUACUUCCCCCGUCAUAGAGACCUCUCCAGGUACAUGAUUGCCUACUGGACCAACUUCGCAAAGACUGGUGACCCCAGUAAAGGAGACAGUAAAGUUCCAGUUCCCUGGCCUGCUUUCACUAAAAUGCAGCACCCUUACCUGGUCAUCAACCACAAGAUGAACAAGUCCUCUGUCAGGUACGACCUAAGAGAGGAGUACGUCCGCUACUGGACCACGACCUACGCCAGCCUACCAAGCGUUUAACCACACACCAACAGCCCGAAGAACGGACGGAGGGAGGGAGGGAGGGAUGGAUGGGUGGAUUAAUCAAGAUGGACGGCUGCAUGAAAAGAAAAGAAUGAUUUGGUCUAUUUUCCAGCGCAUCUCUCCGUUUAUGUAGAGUCUAAGAAACUGCAUAGGAACUCAGUUACCACGGACACUGGGAAGAGACAGAGACAGAUGGAGAGACAGAUGGAGAGAGAUGGAGAGACAGAUGGAGAGACAGAUGGACUGAUGUGAUAGGUGGAGACGGAUGGUAGGACAGAGGGGGAAGAACAGAGGGAUAGCUGAAUGGAUAGAUUCUGCCAUAAAGAACAGAAUAUUUGUUCUACUGUUGGGGUUUGUUGGUGAGAUAAUAAACUUAAAAUCAUC
Lampris incognitus (smalleye Pacific opah) is the source of this 2051-nucleotide messenger RNA. RefSeq names its product bile salt-activated lipase-like. The record is from RefSeq and is a predicted model, not a curated record. Gene Ontology annotation, cellular component: cell surface; postsynaptic specialization membrane; synapse. The coding region runs from base 126 to 1664 and encodes 512 amino acids. The transcript has 12 exons. Gene Ontology annotation, biological process: modulation of chemical synaptic transmission; neuron cell-cell adhesion; chemical synaptic transmission. NCBI's taxonomy places the organism in Eukaryota, Metazoa, Chordata, Actinopteri, Lampriformes, Lampridae. Gene Ontology annotation, molecular function: sterol ester esterase activity; neurexin family protein binding; signaling receptor activity.